AUGGCUACAACUCUAUACUUCAGACUUCUUCUCAUUGCUCUCUGUUCAUUAUCUGAAUGCAUUCAGCGCCGCUUUCACCAUAUAAACAUGACGAUGAACUGGACUGAAGCUCAGAGAUACUGCAGAGAAAAAUACACAGAUCUGGCUACAGUCAACAACAUGAACGACAUGAAUCAACUGAUUAAGAGUGUUAAUACCUCUAAACUAUAUAUGCCUAACGUUUGGAUUGGACUGCAGAACACAAGUGUUUAUAAAUGGAAAUGGUCUAUGGGUGAUAGUGUGAACUAUCUGAACUGGAACAAUGAACUAAAGGGUACAGAUAAUUGUGCUUUUAUAAGAAAUGGAACAUGGUAUCCUCAGAACUGUGGUCAGAGGUCAAGUUUCAUCUGCUACAAUGAUAAUCUGAUAUUGAUCCAGAUGAAUCUGAGCUGGUCUGAAGCUCUGAGAUACUGCAGAGAGAAUCACGUGGAUCUGGUUUCAGUUGAUUCAGAAAAGAUUAAGCUCUGGGUGACAACAGUGAUUGACCAGGCCUCUACUGAUGCUGUGUGGAUGGGGUUACACUAUUACUGUUACAUGAACCUCUGGAUCUGGGUACGAGGAGAGGCCGUGUGCUUUCAGAAUUGGGCUCCAGGAAAUGGGACAAAACUGAUGAACUGCAACACUGAACACAGAGCUGGAGCAGUUCAGUCUGGAGGAGACCAACACUGGAUCAGCCUUCCUCAAUCUCACCAGCUCAACUUCAUCUGCAUCAAGAAUCAAGAUUGAAAUCAUAUGUAUAUACAAUUUCCUGUGGAUAUAAAACUUAUUUGUUAGUUAUUAAUUUUUUUGUUUUUAAUUUUAUUUUUGUUCUCUUGCAAUGAGGAAUAUUACAGAUUAAAUACAGCUUCUGACAUUUCAAAUUAAUGUAUUAUAUACUGAUAGUAGUUCGAAAUUGUGUUUUGUGGUAAUCUAAAGUAUAUUUGCACAGGUUUCAUUACAGAUCUUUUUCAGUAACUGUUGAAUUUAAUGUUUUUUUUUGUGAAUAUGCAAAAGUUUAUGAUAUUUACUCAUCACAGGGGAGAUCACUUUUGUUCUGUUUCACGUGUGAUUAUUAAAUAUUAUGAGCUCACAUCAGAGUUGAUUGACAUUUAUUGGUAACACUUUAUUU
Molecule: messenger RNA, 1147 nt
Organism: Misgurnus anguillicaudatus (oriental weatherfish)
Lineage: Eukaryota; Metazoa; Chordata; Actinopteri; Cypriniformes; Cobitidae
Source: RefSeq, a predicted model, not a curated record